AUGGACCCUUUAUUUGUUGAGCAGUUAACAGCAAGUCGACUUGUUGAUGUGAAUGCUCAGAAGAGCUAUGCCUCUAAUUCCUCCCGUGGAUCACAGCCCGGAAACAAAAGUCACCCCUGUGGACGGCAGCCACGAAUUCCCUCCAAUAAAAUUUGCCACCGUAAACUUUUCCGCCUCGGCCGGCCCAAUAACCCUGAAGCCGGGCCACCCCACCCGCCCAAAAAGCCUGGCCCCGGGUCCCAUAUUCUCAUACUCGGCAAAAUACAACGUCCGGUACGUGGAGGCGUCGGCCCCUGGCCACUGGACCCAGCCUGGGCCGGAGAUGGAAGCAUCGAUGUUCGUUUGCAUGACGACAACACGCGCGUACUGCUUCCACGGGCGUCCGAGGAACGAGCCUCCAGAGCCGGAGAUGCGGGAGUUGUGGACUGCGAAGCCCGUGUUCUGGCCAGGGUCUGUGCGGCCGCUGGCGAGGACGACGUUGUAGGCCCCACCGGGACGGGGCUGGCGGAGGACGAUGCUGCAGCUCUGGAGGACGGCAGCCGCGUUACCGAAGAUGAAGUCGAUUGUGCCGUAGAUGUCGCAGUCGCGGUAGAACUGGCGGAGGGAGAGGGCGUAGAGGGUGUCUUGGUACCCGGCGAUGCUGCAGCGGUACAUUACUGA
Molecule: messenger RNA, 660 nt
Organism: Striga asiatica
Lineage: Eukaryota; Viridiplantae; Streptophyta; Magnoliopsida; Lamiales; Orobanchaceae
Source: the annotation of a GenBank genome assembly